Molecule: messenger RNA, 4443 nt
Organism: Perkinsus marinus ATCC 50983
Lineage: Eukaryota; Perkinsozoa; Perkinsida; Perkinsidae
Exons: 1
Coding region: 1-4443 (1480 amino acids)
Molecular function (GO): nucleic acid binding
Source: RefSeq, a predicted model, not a curated record
AUGGUUCUCCGUGGCAUCGUCGACUCAGGCGCUACUUGCUCAUACUUGAUCGUCCCUCACGAGUUUGAGGUCCCGUUUGCGAUCAAGGCUCUGGCUUCACCACCCCGUGUACAGCUUGCGGAUGGUAGCACCGUUGUUAUCUCCAAGUCCGCCUCUCUCAGCUUCGAGGUCUUGGACUUGACAUCUGGUGGUUGGUUUGGUGAGAAGAACCACGACUUCCGGUUUCUCCGCCUUGGUUUAUCUGCUUCUGGUGGCACUAAGGCCCCGAGUUCUCGUUCGUACCCCUAUUGUUUAAUCGGUCGAGAUCUCAUAGGUGCCCUCGGACUUGUUUGUCAUGGUAUCGAGCGCGCUUACAUCUCGGAGCAUCUCGUUCAUGAUGUCAGCAGAUCGACAACCACCUCACCACCGUCACCAGCACCUGACGCCACUGAGGUCAUCGUCGAUUGCGACACUGCUUACGUCGCCGACUCGACACCAUCAGCUGUGGAUGACCAGCUUCUCAUCCGGCUACCAACUACUGCUGAGUCUUCUCUGCUCAAAGUUCUAAACGAGGCUGUCAUAGCUGGUUGGAAGCCAAUACCUUUGUCUCCUGGUUACAAGACGAGGAUCCGUAAGCUCUCCAACAACGACAGUCGUGAUGUUUUCAUGCAACAGUUCGUCGCCGAGCUUUAUCUACCGUCACUCAAACUGCAACAAGUCCAAACCCGUGACUAUGCGAAGGCAAUGUAUUCAAAGCUUCCCGAUGACUUGAAGGAGCAAUAUAAGAUAGCUGUUGAGGACUACGUGUCGAAAGGGCUCUGGCAGAAACCCAGUCAAGAACUCAGCCAGUCCUAUGAUUUUCGACGACUUCCUUUCUCUAGCACCUUUAUGGUGCACGGUGGCAGUCGUCGACCAAGGUUAGUGAUCGACUUACGAAGUACCAAUGCCCUGUUACCGAAGACCACUGCUUCCAUGGCUAAAUUAUGGGAGGCUACUACCUCUCUGCGUGUACUUUCCCCUAACACUAUAGCCGUCGCUGAUAUCAAGAGUGCCUUUUAUUCGAUACGGAUAUCAUCCGAGUCGAAGUUGCUCUACUUCAAGAUUCGUACUGCGGUAGGGGACUUCAUCACUACCAGGGUCGGUUUUGGAUGCUCCCCAGGACCAGGCUCUCUCAUCAAUACCUUGGGCGAUUUGGUCGAGCGCUAUCGGUCCGGCUUGGUAUCUCUCCCAGGAUGGGUGAUCGACUUCAUUGACGAUCUGAUCAUAGCAGGUUUCGCCUGCGCUGUUGUUAACAACUUGGCACAGCUUCUGUGGCUUCUCCAACUCGUCGCCUUCUGUGCUCAGCAAAAGAAGCUCGGUAUCAUCUGUGCACCUUCACAGGCGGAUACAGUUGUGAAGCUGUUGGACGAAUGUAACAUCAACCUCCCUGUUGCUGAGUCCAUCUCUAUCUUCAACGCUUCUUUUCGGUAUGAGACCUCUCACUCUGAUAAAGCUCCUCCGGUGGUGCUGCUUGCAGUCGAUUGUAGGAGGACUGAGCGUAUGGAGAAGGCCAUCUCUUACCUAAACGGCGGUCGCGCUAUCUCACUACGACUUACCAAGAAAGCCUACUUCUGUCUUGCUGGCGUAAUCUCUUUCGACUGCUCAAGACUGCACGGUGAGAUGAGACUGCUGGGAGACGUUAUUCGGGCAUUUAUUGGAAGUCGUUUUGCCUCUACCCCAUGGGACAAAGAGUGUGAUCUUAGUUCGCUCAACCCUCGAGAUCAGUCAUGCUUUACUGAAGUCGUCAACUGGGGUCUUGAGCUCUGCAAGGCCGAGAGUAGUCCCUGUCAUCAUACCUCUACUGUCUAUGAAGCUGGUGACGAGUCGUCUCGAGUCUCCCUGGUGGCAUCUUGCGACGCAUCACUCUAUGGUGGUGGUAUCGUAAUCUCUCGUGAUUGCCCUGGUUCUGGUAAGCCACCCGAGAUCAUUCUGUCGGACUGUCUGAGGUUCUCUCGCACACAGGCUAACUAUAGCGCCAAUCGUCGAGAGCUUCUAGUCUGCUUGCAGACUCUCCGUAUACUGUCGUCGCUGGUCGAGUACCUCCGUUCAGUUGCUACCAGUCAAUCUCGCGAUCUGGCUAUCGCCAUCACUCUACAAUGUGAUAACCGCUCCUCCAUAAGCUGGAUCAACGACCCUACUGCUGUUGUCCGUCUCAAGACAUCUAAGGCCCUGGAGAAGCGGUCGAUCAUACGUCUGGUGGAGUGUAUCGCACAAGAGAUCAGUUGCAUCAGAUGUUCCGGUGCUACUAUCACUGUCUCUCACGUGCGAGGUUCUUCCAAUGUCCUUGCUGACGCAGCAAGUCGCUGCCUAGACAGGAUUGUCCCCAAGUCUGGCAAUCAGUCAUUAGGUGCACUCCUUCUCUCCAGAGGGGAGGGCGAGGGUAUCAAGAUCAACGAGAUCUACAACUCUGUCCGGGAGAAUACCGUCGAGGUCGUUGGGCGAGACUCUGAUGAUCCUACUGACUGCUGUUUCGCUCUUACUGAUCCUUGCCUCACAAGCUCAGAGUGCGAUCUCUGCGCUCUUCUCCAAGGAACACAGAAUGCUCGGAUUCGUUGUCAUGCUGCCCAUCAUCCCGACUGCUGCAGAGUCCUGGAAGAUAUAUCCAUCGACAGAGCUACGCCCAGUUCUAGCUUCAUCGCUCGGAACAUCAUGGACGAUAUAGCGGGGACCGCUGACGUCCUCGACACCAUCAACUGCGUGUUCGAACUUCGGGAUGAUCUACAAGUUGCUGCUUCUGUCCAGACACAGUCUGAGCCCAUCGUUGAGGUUAUAUCCGCUUACUCUUAUGAUCUCGACGACAUCCUAUGGCGUGUCGAACUUCUCCGGAAGAUUCUGAGGGUCCUUAAGGAUAAUAAAGAGCGGCCUGAUGCUCGUAGGCUCAACGUGCUUCUUACAGAUCACUGGGGUCAUGCCAACAUCAGAGCAGCUUGCCGAUCAGCACAACGUCAAAUGCUUGCAUCCCCUGUUAAGAGCACAAUCGGCAACAACUCAGCCCAACAUGGUGGUCCGGUUCACUUCUCUGUCGACGCUGAGCUCGCGGAUGUCUUCGUACAUCGGUCAGGUCUGAGUGAUGGCUCGGUUAUCCUAUUGCCCAUUGUCCCACGAGAGGCAACUAUGUUCGGCCGGAAGAUAGUGUUGGACGCUCAUCGCGAGAAUGCUCACCCGGGUGUUCCGGGUACUGUCGGCUUCAUCCGUGACUUCUAUCUCCCAGCCGUCAUUGGUCUCGCUAAGUCGGUGGUUAGCAGUUGUAUAUGCUGUCGUAUAUCCAAUGCUUCUCGAGGGUGGCAUACGCCCCCAGGGACGGCUGACGUUGACUCUAUGGCUCGUUAUGGUCCCUAUCACUGCGUCACCAUUGACGUGGUCAGCCUAGGCGAGAAGACGCACGCAUUAAGUUGCCAGUGUCGUUUUACUCGUCAUGUCACCUGGCAGCACAUUCCCGACGAGACGACCAGCUCAAUACUUGACGCCCUGUGUCGAGCUCAGGUUCGCGCUGGUCCUUUCAGGAUCAUCCUCUGUGAUAGAGCUUCGUAUUUCAGAAGCACUAUCUUUAUAGACGAGGUUGCCCGACGGCUUGGCUCUGAGGUUCGUUUGCUAUCGAGGCAUGCUCCUUGGGAAGGCGGUCAUGAACGUCAUCACGGUGUUAUGUGUGCUCUGCUACGCAAUAGCCUACGGCAUAGCGGCGGUAGACUUCUAUCUCUGACUCCACAGCAACGCCAAGACCUGUUCGACCGUAUAUGCCUGGUGCACAACAACCUACCUCUUGGCAGCUACUUGUGGCUGAGCGGCGACAAGCUUCCUGUCUGCCCAGAACUGCUUUGCAAUGGUCGCCUUCGUUCACUCAAUCGCACGACCAUGAUGUUCUGUGACAACGUACUGCCGUAUAGAGCAGCUCAAGCAGCCCAGCGUACCUUCUUGUCCGAAGGUUGGGCUCUCAUCAAGCGUCGUAACAGUGCAGUCAGACCCAUCACUAGAGUGGCUCAUGAUGCCUUCGACCCUGGUCGUACGGUCCUUGUCUACUCCCCAGCUCCUCGUAAGCUAGCCAAGAACUUCACGAUUGCUCACGUUCAUCAGAAGAUCUCCCGCAAUCGCGUCGAAGUGAUCCUACCCACUGGUGUCAAGACCGUGGAGAAUAUGUACAACGUCCUACCCAUUGGUCGACAUCCCGAGGACUAUCCAGCCCGAACUUGCGGACCUUCUCUCGUUGGGAUGCCCAUCCGAGUUUGGAUAUCAGACACUAAUGGUGCGGGUCGGUGGUAUAGUGGCUUCAUCACGGAUCAGUCCAGCGACUUCGAAGUUUUGGUUAGCUGGUCUAACGGCGACCCUGAGGAAUGGCUCAACUUGGCGACCGAGCGCUGGCAGCCCUCAACUGAUGACGGUGUUGGCACACCGCCAGGGGGGCGUGUGGAAUCGGAUGAUGACGACUAA